This is a messenger RNA of Caenorhabditis auriculariae, 5506 nucleotides long. The record is from the annotation of a GenBank genome assembly. Lineage: Eukaryota; Metazoa; Nematoda; Chromadorea; Rhabditida; Rhabditidae.
AUGGAAGUGAGGCGGAGGAAAGAUUCCUUGAUGGCCGAUGGCAAGGGCGACAUCUACUACCAGGAAGAAGUCGUCGAUUUCAAAACCCGCAGAAUCCCGGUACCUUCCUUCCAGAGCCGUAGUUUUCAAUGGGAUUUCGCAGGAAGCGAUCGGUUUUCGACAUUGGCUUUUGUUCAUCGCAACAGUCGGGUUGCUUUACGGCGGUGUCGUUUUUCUCCACAGGUUGGGAAAUUUUCAGUUUACUUUCAAAUUAAAAGGAAGGAAAAAUGCAAUAUAGAGAAGAAAAGGAAAAAUUUUGCGGUGAUAAUAAAGGAGAAGCUCCAAAUUCGAAAAAAACGAAAAACAAGAUUUUUUUUUGAGCGGAACCCAAUGAGCUUUUAGUGUUUCAGAAGAAAAAAAAUUGAAGAUAUCGAAGUUUUUGUCAAGUUCAUUUUCAAAUAAAAAAAAUAGGGGUACGUGCCUUUACGGCUAGUUUAUCUUGGAGGCAUAUUGCUGGCCGGAUUCGACAAGAAAUAAGGAGUUUUCUCUUCUCCAUUUAAAGAUAUCAAUUGCAGUCAACAUUUGAUUUUUUAUGAACCGGGGAAUCGAAUACUUUCUGGACUAGAGAGAUGAAUACAAGCGAGGCGUACUACGGGGCCAUAAAAAAAUCUUCGUAAAAAUGAACUGAUCGGUUUUCAAAGAUUUUUUUAAAUUUACGUUUUUUUCGUAUUAACAGUAUUUAUAGCUAACAACGCUUUUUCAUAGAGAAGACCGAAACAUUUAACAUUGCAAGCGUAAAACGGAACUUUUUUAAGCCUCAGAAAAGUUCUAGAAUUUUUUUUUUUUGAAAUGACUUCUGUGUCUCGUUAUCUGCUCGAAACUGUUGGAUUUACAGAAAGAUGCCUCCAGUGCGCGACGGAACUUCCUUCACUGACUUCAGUGAGACGCGCGCACGAUUCCUUUUGAAGCAACUGACGGCUCUCGGACCUCGGCCCAGCGGCUCAGAGAACCUCGAGGUCUCCUUUCCUUUUCUCAGGCGUGCGCAAACCCGUUUCAGGUCAAAGCCUUCAACAUCCUCAACAAUCGCAUCAGUCUCAUCAAAAAUGUGGUUUCUGUGAAAGGAUUCAAUCGCCUCGAAACCGAUGUUCAGGUGAUUUGUCCAAUAGCAUUCACCCAGGAAGUCGAGUCAUCUUGCAGAGGCCAUCCGGCUGCUUCGAUCUCAAGUUUUUGAGCAGUUUCACGCUUUGCUACCACGAAAUCACGAACAUUGCUGUAUGGUUUCAAAGCAGCUCAGCUGUCAAAAAGAAGAUUGACAGGUUCGUAUCGGACCAUCGGGAGGGCCGACGGAGAACUCUUUGCUUCUCAACUGCCAUUUCGACACGAUGCCCGACACUCCUGGAGCCACGGAUGACGCCGUUUCCUGUGCCAUAAUGAUGGACGUCCUCGAAGUCUUGGCUCACUCUCACAAGCCCCUUGCCCACGACAUUAUCUUCCUUUUUAAUGGAGGUAUAAAUGCGAUCCUUGGGCAAUUCAAGCUCGAUUCAGCCGAAGAGAACUUUCUGCAAGCGGCGCACGGUUUCAUCCAGCAGCACCCAUGGCGGCACUCCAUCAAAGCCUUCAUCAACCUCGAAGGAACGGGUUCUGGCGGCCGCGAGAUCCUUUUCCAAGUCUGUGAUCUCAAACCGCAGCUCAGGCCGCUUUUCGGAUUCAGGCCGGACCGGGAAACUCUUGGUUGCUGCAGACGUACCUAGAAAACGCGCCGCAUCCUUUCUGCUCAGUCCUCGCCCAGGAGAUUUUCCAGUCUGGAAUUAUCCCGUCAGACACAGAUUUUCGCAUUUUCCGCGACUAUGGCCGCAUUUCUGGUAGUUGAUGUCUGUUCUUCUUGUUUCUAUGUAGGUUUUCAGGACUUGACAUUGCUUACACGAAAAACGGCUGGGUUUAUCACACGGAGUUCGAUGAAGAGCGGAGAAUCGAGGCAGGAGCCAUUCAGAGGUUUCUGAUCGAUUUCACUAGAUAAAACCUUUUUAGUUAGCGAGAGCUAAAAAAUGAAUUUUCUAGUUUAAUUUCUCGGAGUUCUUGAUUUUCGUUAGAAUUUUUCCAGUUUACGGCGUUCUUUUAUUUAGAGCCGGAGAAAACGUGUUGGCAGUAGUGAAAGCUAUUUUGGAAAGUCCUUAUCUGGAACAGCCGGCGACAUUUGACGAGGGCAAUCGCUGGGUCUUCUACGACGUCGUCGGUCUUUUCACUGUCUACUACUCUGUGACUGUUGGUGAGUCGUCUGCGACAGCCGUCGGGCCAGAAUCAAGUCGGCUGCAGGAAAGAUCCUGAACUAUUUGGCUGUGGCGCUGACGUUCGUUAUGGUGGUCAGCCGGCUCGAGAAAGGACUCUACACCCGCGCCGACCUCGCCCAAGUCUUUUUCCGGCACGGCGUCGCCUUCUCGGCCAUGCUCCUCGCCAUGUUCGUCCUCAUCGGCUUCGUCGUCUACACUGACCUCGUCAUGUGUUGGUUCGUUGCUGUUUUUUUUUCAAUCUUCGAAUGACGACUUGUUACGGUCGCGACACGGCUUUUGAUGGGAAAUUCGAAGUUGAAUAGAUUGCGCAAAAAUGUGGAAAUUGUUGUUUCAUCUUUGCCAACCUUCCCAUACCGCCUUUCAAGUUGCACAAAAAUGAAUAAAUAUAAGUAGGUGAUCUGUUUUUUUCUCACGUCUCCGAAAAAAAUCAACACCAAUGCGCUAUUUUUUUGAAGGAAAAAGUAAAUUUUUUUCCAUGUAAAAAAAUUUGAGUUAGAAAGCGCAAAGAAGUGCUAGCUAGAAAAAAAGAAAAAUCGGGAUAAAAAGAUGAAAAUAAGCAUGUUAAAUACCAGAAAAAACGGUCAAAGGUAACUUUGAAAUCUCUGAAAUGCUACGAUAAUUAAUUUUUUUCAAAUGAAAAUCUCUCAAUUCGUUCAGGUACAAAAUGCCGGAAAUCGUUGGCAUGCUCUAUGUUUUGCCUCUUCUCAUCGUCGGCUGCAUUGUCCACACUUAUUUCGCUGACCACAACGCGGUUUUUCUCACUCUUUUCCAACUCAUUCACUUCAUUUUAAAGAUUUUGAACGUUGAAAUGCUUCACUACGACUCCAUUCUUAUUUCCCUUGCCUCGAUCCUUUUUUUGAUGACUUGGUCCGUUUUUUAACUCAUUCAAGAUGUUUUAUAUUUAUUGUUUUCAGGUUUAACUUGGCCUCAGCUUUUUAUGUGCUGAACUACCUCCUCCUUCCGGCCUGCAAGGACCUUUUCAUAUACAUCCUUGGCUCCCUAGGCGUCAUUCGAAGUUUUUUGGCUUGUUUAUUUUUGCUCAAAGAUUUAUUUUCUGAAGAAGUGACCCCACGUGUUCUCUUCUUCUCGCAGCUCUUCUGCUUCGUGCCGCCGUUCAUUUUCGCCGCCUACGCCAUCAGUCAAUGCGUCGACUUUUUCGUACCAGUCAUGGGAAGGUUUUCCUCAGCCACAAAUCUCAAUCUGAGUUAAUAUUUGUAGACUAGGAAAUGCUAUCAACCCGGAGUUUAUAAUGGGUCCGAUUGGUCUGCUCAUCGCCAGUAGCUUCGUUCUUUUCGUGGUGAGCUCCUUGUAAAAAAUGCCAGGGGUCAUCUUCUUCCCAGAACAACUUGUUCUACAUCUCUCGCCGGAUGAACUACCUCAUCAGGCUGUGUCUCGCCAUAUUUGGGUUGUUCCUUGUCAUGUUGCUGACGACCAAACUGGGCAACCCGUACGAGUACACGCCCGAGGACCCACGGCUCCGUCGAAUCAUCGCCUUGGUUCCAGCGAUUCUUUUAUUCUUUCCUACUUCACCACUUGCAGCACGCCAACCGCUCCAUCUACGACUUUGAUGGGGAUGUCGUUCAGCGAGACAAUGCCCUUUUCGUCCACUCGCUCGACUACAGGUGAGCCUUCCAGAAGUCGUUUGAGUGCGAAUAAAAGUCAAAACAGAAAUAAAAACAAGCUCAGUCAGUUUUUUCAUGCUGAAUUAAAUGUUUUGAUGAAGCAAAAGGCUCAUUUCUGAUAUAAACCGUGCAGGGGCGCGAUGGACUUGCCGGCCCAUUCUUUCCUGCAAGGAAGUUCUCCGCCCAACUGUUCUGGUGUCCUCGACGAGUACUGCCGCAUGCCUUACUACACCGCCAUCCACGAACUUUUCCCGCCCGAGUGAGUUUUUGAAUUAUCUCUUUCAUCUAAUCAAUUUACUGAAUUUUUACUAUGAAUUAUGUAACACUCAGACAUUCUCUGUGGGUACCAGUGCCAUCGCCAGUUCCGCUGCCCUAUCCCAUCGACCUAAAACUCAUUUCUCGCGAACUUAUUGGCGCUAAUCGACUCAAUCUUACGUUUGAGGUUAGACAUAUCGUAAAAAAUCGAGUACAAGCUCUAAUCAAUGGACUAUCGACCCUGCGAGUUCGCCUCAUGCUUGGGAGAGCCCAGGAUCUGUGAGCUUCAAAAAAAAAAAAGAAGAAAAUUAACAUUCAGAAAAAGAGCUAUGGUUAUUCUUGGACUUGGGAGCUUUUUUCUUUUCGAAAAGUUUCUUAUUGAGUUCUCAUUGAAGAUUGGCCAAUUUUUUAGGGAGAUUGAAGUGACUAUGACUUUUCUGAGACACGAUGGAAACUAAAAGUUGCAGCUCCGUGGCGGCUUCGACAAGAUGUCGCUGCAUGUGACGCCUUUGUCUGGCUACGAACUGAGCAAGUGGUCCUUCACCGACAUCGACAUCAAGGAGUUUGGUCGUCGCGUCACCUACUUCGUUUUCAUGACCUACGGUCACCAGGCGCCAGAAUUCCGAAGUUUCUGGAUCCUCCUCGAAAAUGUAGAAAACUUUGAAAAAGCUUUCUUUCUGAAUCGUACGUUUCAGCACGCCUCGACUGUUCAAGAACCUGAAACGACGCACAACCUGGAGAUUGCAGUCGCUUCUCAUCAUGCGCAUGGUGAGAAAAUAUAACUGGAGCCCAAAAAUUUGAACUCGCUCAGGUCCUUACCAAGAUACGGAUACCUUGCGGCAGUUGCGUUCCUUGAUCGCCAUGCGUCGAGAAACGCCCAAAAUGGCCGUCGGCUGGUGGAGGUACCUCGUUUUUGGUCUUUUUCCAAUAGAUUCUUACCGAAACGGAGAAUUCUCUUUUUCAAAUUCGAAUUGGUCAAAAUAUCUUUGUUUCCACAGUUCUUUUUUACUGAAAUUUAAUUCAGAAAAUCCUUUCUUGUAGUUAUUUCAAGUGUGACGGAACGUUGUAAGAACCUCAGUUGGCCGUGGUAUCUCUGCUGGGUUCAUGCAAAAAUCAUUAUCAUUUAUAGCGUGACUAUGUGCAUAGGUGUCAAAAAAGCAUACUGAGAGUCACGUUUGGGCAAAAUUCUUGGAGCUUCUUGCCAAAUGCCAACCGAUAGAAUGACUCCCGCAGAAAUUCAGCAUAAAGCAUAGAGAUAGAAAUCCAACCGAUUUGAGGCGGCGAGUCUGAUCUUUCUCCGUUUUCAGAUGGGCCAUCACGAUGAUCGGCGGACGGUCGGAAAUCGUGGUCAAAAUUUUUUAG